UAGAAGUUGUUCAGUUGUGUCAGUAUUCUGUUUGAGGGAGAAGAGUCUUCAGAUUUUUAUAGUUUAAUAAUACUUAUUAUUUACCUUUGGCUAUAGAACAGAUCCAGAGUCUGAAGCAGAGAGAAAUUUUAUUCCAGAGUCCUGAUGUCUGAAUCUACCGGUUGGAUUGUGGCUGUUUUGUUCUGGAUAUUUACUGUGAGUCUGCAGACGCCAGUGUUUGUGGAGAGGAACGAUGCGGUGCAGAUUCUGAGAAAUCGGAGGGCUAAUUACUUCCUAGAGGAGAUGAAGCCUGGGAACCUGGAGCGGGAAUGCUACGAGGAGCUGUGCUCUCAGGAGGAGGCCGCAGAGAUCUUCCAGAGCAAAGAGAAAACGAUGGAGUUUUGGUACAUAUACCGAAGUUCCAAGAGGUGUCAGGAUAACCCGUGUGUAAACGGGGGAAUAUGCAGUUCUGACCAGAGAGGUUAUGUGUGUGUUUGCCCACCGCGAUUCAUUGGAUCACACUGUGAAACAGAGGUGUUUGACUGCCAGUACAAGAAUGGAGGUUGUUUACACUACUGCAGUAACUCCGCCCCCAGUGAAAAAAAAGUCACAUGUAGCUGUGCGGAGGGAUACGAACUGGAAGAUGACGGGAAGAGCUGCCGAGAGACAGCCCAGUUCCCCUGUGGAAAACAGUGGAGUCACGGCUCUCUACACCGCUCCCUACUGGACGAUUUAACCGACACAGACAGCCACACCUUUUCAAACCACACCCACCUCAUCUCAAACCACACCCACCUCCCCUCUAACCACACCCACCGGGAGAAUGCCUCUUACUCUGGAGAUGAUGGCUCGGAUGACUCCGGGAAGCGGAUUGUAGGAGGUCAGCUGCAGCGACAGGGCGGGAGUCCAUGGCAGGUUCUGCUGCGCAGGAAGGAUGAACACGGCUUCUGUGGAGGAACUCUGAUCAACCAGCGCUGGGUCAUCACGGCCGCUCACUGUCUGCAGGAGACGCCUGAUCACGUGACCAUCGGUGAUUAUGAUAAGCUGCGUCCGGAUGAAGGUGAGCUGAAGAUCAGUGUGCAGAUGGUUCUGAUCCACCCUCAUUUCCACGAGUACACGUUCGACAGCGACGUGGCGCUGCUGUAUCUCUCUCAGCCGGUGGAGUUCAGCAGCGUGGCGUCGCCCGCCUGCCUGCCCAACGCCGCCCUGGCGCAGGUGCUGAUGAUGAACGGGCAGCGCGGCCUGGUGACCGGCUGGGGCGCCACCAGCUUCAUGGGCCGCUCCUCGCGCUUCCUGAGGAAGGUGGUGCUGCCGGUGAUCGAUCAGCAGGAGUGCAUGCAGUCCACCGAGCAGGUCGUCACCGACAACAUGUUCUGCGCCGGGUUCCUGCAGGCCGAGAUGGACGCCUGCACCGGCGACAGCGGGGGGCCGUUCGUGGUGAACUACCGGGGCACCUGGUUUUUAACAGGGGUCGUCAGCUGGGGGGAGAAGUGCGCCGCCGAAGGCAAAUACGGGGUUUAUACACGACUCAGCAACUUCCUGCAGUGGAUAUAUGACGAGAUAAAGAAACAAGAGCAGAUGAUCAUCAAAAACACCACAGAUACCACCAGCAGCAGCAGCAACUGAUCAUCUCUAAUCACCUGCCCAACACCGCACCACUUAAUAAACCAUCACAUCGUCCUACUGAACAGAGGGUUCACAGUGCUGAGGAUACUUGAAGUAGCUUGCAAAAGUAUUUCUCCUUACACCAUCCAGUGGCUACAUAUUUUUAAAAGUGAAUCAUUUUUUUUUAAGUUUUUGAGUAAAGCUGGGUAAUGAAAACCAAAUGAAUGGUUUAAGUAGGCUUAGGCUUAAGUAAUCUUAUUUUACCCUGAAUUCUCACAGGACGUUUAAGUAGCAGCUCCCUUGUAAAAGAUAAUGAUAAAAAUAUAUAUAUUUAACAUAGAAAGGUGCAUAUUUUUAGCAUUAAAACUAAUAUGUACUUAAAUACAUACUAAAUGUUCUUUUUUGGAACAACUCAUAGCAACGUAAGUAUAUUUAAAUAUUAAGCUAUAUUUAAAUACAACAUAAAAGCAUUAGGUUGUGCUUUUGAGUGCUUUUUUCAUAUAUCUUCUCCGAACUUAGAUUUAAGUAUGUGUUUUUUAAACAUCAUUUUAAUACACUUAAAGUAUAUUAUAAAUGUACUACUUUGUAUUGAUGAACAUAUUGAGUACACUUUAAUGACACUGGGGAAAAAAAACUUCACUAAAGUGCACUGUAAGCAGUAUUUAAUUCCACUACUUAUACUUUCUAUUAACCCAACAUUAAAGUUGACAAAGUAUAUUUAAUGCAGUUUUAGUAUUCCUUAUCUAAUUGAACAUACAAGGGAACCACACCCCUUUUUUAGAUUUUAUGUGCUAGAUCAACAAAAAGUAGUAUCGACACAAAGUGGAACGAAAAUGAUUCAUGGUUUUCAAAAUUAUAUUCAAAUAAAAAUCUGAAAAGUGUGACGUAUUUAGCCCCCUUUACUCUGAAACCCCCCAAAUAAAAUCCAGUGCCUUUGGAAUUCUCUUAAUUAGUUAAUAAAAACUAAACUAAACAAAAUAAAAAAUUGAGAAAACUAAUUUACAUUGACCAAACCAAAGAAGACUGGCUGUGAAUUUGUAGGAAAAUUAGUUUUAACCAAUUAUCUGCUGUUUUUAUAUAUCACUUGUUAUCCCUUUAUAUAUAUUCAGCAUUUACCUGAUACACAAGAGCUCUUACAUUGACAUGCCAAAAGUAAUGCGAUCCGAUACUAUCAGAAGCGCAGGUUUCAGGGGCGAUGGUGUUGUUAUCCGCUACUCAACAGUGAUAGUCAAAUUUACCACCAAUGAAACGCUGUAUAUUUGAGUGUGUUAAAUAUAUUUUAUUGUAUUAAUAAUAAAACACAUUUUUAAACAACAGCUUUUUAAAACUUCACCACACAAAUUCAGUAAACGAUAUUCAAAACAGAAUUAUAGUGAGCGCUGGUCCGUAAGCUAAGCCUCUGGACCAACCAGUAGACCUUAAGUAUGAUAGCACAGGAGAGAGGAACUCAGUGCAGUUUAAUGUAACAUUGUUCAGGUCAUGUGAACAGAAGAACAGUCUGUGAUUGGUCAGGGACACUGGAGAUGAACCCUUAUCAGCAAUGAAAGCACAAUACAUUAAUAAAAUCAGCACACAAAACCAGAGGACGAGUCAGGUGAAAAAUCUAAGUAACAUGACUGAUAACUGACCCCAGAUACAAUUCUUCAGCGAGACCUGUUCACACAGUUUUAAGGCUAAUGCUGGACUUAAAUUGGCCCCAAUCCCAUCUUUUGUUCAGUAUAUAUAGACACAGCUGUCUAUAUAUUUACUUCUGAUUUGGGCCACUUCAACAUGGGGUAUUAAAUUCACGCGACUUUUAUGGCAAGAAAAAGAAAAAGUCUGUGAGGAGAAGGAAAAUGGUUUACAGCAGUGAGUGAGGGUUUCAGUGUUGGAAUAGUGAGAGAACAUAUCCAUAAAUAUUAGCAGUGAUGUCUUUGUUUUUGUGUUUCUAAUGAAAGGCCUGAGCAUUCACAGAACACAGCUGCAGCAUUAAAAGCAUAAAAAUGAAUUUGAAAUAUUGGACACAAGAUCACAGAAGAAGUGAGCAUGUCUGAAUAACGAACCCUUUUAACAGCAAGAUGGAGCCUAAAACUCUGGGUCUCUUUGGAUGAAACUGAAACUUUACGUGAAGCCCUGUCGUUUAGCACAUGAGCGCCAGUUACCCAAUGGAAGCGGAUCAGACAGAUCUCGGAUAUCAGUUACAUCAAAAAGAUAGUGUGAACUGCCUAAAAUAAAAUUUGAUAUGAUUUGGGCAACUUUUACCUGCUUUGUAAAUGUAGCUUUACAGUCACCAAUUUAAACAGUUUUGCAUCCUUUAGCCUCAGUUAUUUGACUUUAUAUUAUAUGCACUUAUAUAUUAACCCCCUCAAACUAGAGUAAAAAUCAAAACAAGCACCUGUAAUUUGAUAAAAGCACCUCCUAUGUUAAAGAUGCAUAAACCAACAAACUAAGUUGUUUUCCAUCUUUAAUCUGGAAAAAUAUGGUUAAAAGACACUUUAGCUGACAUAUGGCAUGUUUAACUCAGCUGUAGUCAUUGGUCCAUUAUGAAUUUUGAAUGGAGUCACCAUUUAUCCCUUUAACUUCUGUUUAACCGUUUAGUUUCAGUUUA
Astyanax mexicanus (Mexican tetra) is the source of this 4171-nucleotide messenger RNA. Its product is annotated as coagulation factor X. The transcript is spliced from 9 exons. Gene Ontology annotation, biological process: blood coagulation; proteolysis. Gene Ontology annotation, cellular component: extracellular region. The coding region runs from base 145 to 1605 and encodes 486 amino acids. Gene Ontology annotation, molecular function: serine-type endopeptidase activity; calcium ion binding. NCBI's taxonomy places the organism in Eukaryota, Metazoa, Chordata, Actinopteri, Characiformes, Acestrorhamphidae. The record is from RefSeq and is a predicted model, not a curated record.